This is a messenger RNA of Cuscuta europaea, 3034 nucleotides long. The record is from the annotation of a GenBank genome assembly. Lineage: Eukaryota; Viridiplantae; Streptophyta; Magnoliopsida; Solanales; Convolvulaceae.
GAUUAACCAAAAUUUAUUACUCCGUAAUAACCUAGUUGUGGUUGCAAAAAUAACUAAAAAUUGAACUUGCAUCGUCAUAGUCAUUAUUCCCAUGAGAUCUUAUUGUUUUGCGAGAUUCAGGAGCCAAUGCUGCUCCGCCAUAGUCUACUAUUGUUGCAGCUGCUAUUACUGUUGAAACAUAUUGGAGCUUGACGGUUGAAUAUAAUCGGGUGAGUUUUCUGCCUUGGUGUUAUUGAUUUGAUAUAUAUGGAUUUACCUCAAUCGCAGUCAAGUAAACUGUCGUUAGGGUUUUCAUCCCACUCGUCGACUCCUGCUCCGCCCAACCGUUCCCAAUCGGCUGAUGGUUCAAUCUCUUUCCAGAUUGAUUCAAGCUUUGGCGACCAUUCCAAUCCGCUCCCGUCUGUGCCGCUUCAAUUGAUGGAGCAACAGACGAAGGAAGUUAAGGAGAAGGACGCCGGAGGAAGUAUGGAUGACGGUGAGAUUCGGAUUUUGGGACAUUCUAUGAGUUUGAAACGGAAGAGAGAUACUGAUUCAACCUCAACAAAUUCUUUUUCAUCUAGCGGUGGUCAUAGGGUCCCGAUCUCUAGCAAACAACAACAAAGUCAUGAAACCCGCAGAAAUUCCGUCAUUGCUUGGGGAAAUCAAAGCCUUCGAUCAGCAGACCCUGAUUUAUUUCAGAUAAUGGAGAAUGAAAAGGAGAGGCAAUACAAAGGAAUCGAACUAAUUGCUUCAGAGAAUUUCGUUUGUAAGGCAGUAAUGGAAGCAUUAGGAAGCCAUUUGACGAAUAAAUACUCAGAAGGAAUGCCCGGAGCAAGGUAUUAUGGCGGGAAUCAAUUCAUUGAUGAGAUUGAGAUACUUUGUUGUGAGCGUGCUUUGGUUGCUUUUGGACUUAAUUCUGAGAAUUGGGGUGUGAAUGUUCAACCGUAUUCAUGUACAUCUGCAAAUUUUGCUGUAUAUACAGGUUUGUUAUUGCCUGGUGAUCGUAUAAUGGGUUUGGAUACACCUUCUGGCGGGAACACAAGUCAUGGGUACUAUCUCCCGAAUGGGAGGAAAGUGUCAGGGGCUUCGAUUUUCUUUGAGAGUUUUCCUUAUAAGGUCAAUCCUCAAACUGGAUAUGUGGAUUAUAAUAAGCUUGAGGAGAGGGCUCUUGAUUUCCGCCCUAAGAUACUUAUAUGUGGGGGAAGUUCUUAUCCCCGAGAGUGGGAUUAUGCAAGGUUUAGACAGGUUGCUGAUAAGUGUGGAGCAGUUUUGCUGUGUGAUAUGGCUCAAAUCAGUGGUCUGGUUGCUGCUAAGGUUUGUGAUAGCCCUUUUGAUUAUUGUGAUAUAGUUACUGCCACUACCCACAAGAGUCUUCGAGGUCCAAGAGGUGGCAUUAUCUUCUAUAGGAAGGGUACAAAACCAAGGAAGAAAGGCAUGGUUCUGAAUCAAAAUGAUGUUUGUGAGAAGUAUGAUUUUGAGGAGAAGAUAAACUUUGCGGUUUUCUCUGCAUUGCAAGGUGGGCCACACAACAACCACAUUGCUGCCCUUGCCGUAGCAUUGAAACAAGCUGCAACUCCCGAAUACAACAUUUACAUGCAACAAGUGAAGAAGAACGCUCAAGCCUUAGUAAAUGCAUUGUUGAAAAGGAAUUGUAAAUUGGUGACUGGCGGGACAGAUAAUCACUUGAUAAUUUGGGAUCUAAGGAAUCUUGGUUUAAUAGUCAAGAAUUUUGAGAAGAUUUGUGAAUUGUGUCAUAUUACUCUCAACAAAGUCAUGCUCUUUGAUGACAAUGGAACUAUUACACCUGGUGGCGUGAGGAUAGGAACAUCAGCAAUGACAACAAGAGGUUGUUUGGAGUCUGAUUUCCGAGCAAUAGCUGACAUCCUGUUAAAAGCUGCGCAUAUAGCAAUCAGGGUACAGAGAGAAAACGGGAAGCUGUCCAAGGCAUUCUUAAAGGGGACAGAGAGCAACAAAGACGUUUUAGAACUUGGGGCACAAGUAGAAUAUUUUGCAUCCCAGUUUGCAAUGCCAGGGUUUGAAAUUUGAUUCAUUGCUUUAAGGGGACAUGCUUCCACGGGCGUCGCUGGUUGGGGGGUAUAUACUGUAAGUAAAUGCAAUUGACUAGGAAGGAAGGUGGGUUCCUUCAUUCUCUGUCCGGACUCCGGACAGAGACAUUUUACCCUUUAGCCAAGCUAAAACUGGCAGUGUUACUCACUUAGGAACUGUCCUUUGGUACUGAAAUUUGAAGGUCCGGCCGUGUUUGGUAAAUGCAGUUGGUUGAAUCGGCUUAAAGUGUGUGGAUAUUGGAAUGGUUCUUCUGCUUUUUUAAAAAUUUACUUGCAGGAGCAAUUUGAAACACUUGGUACUUGUGGGCUUUCUACUGAACUCCAAAAUGUGAUCCUGCCCCUCGGAGGAGAAAAAAACAAGCAGAUCCAAACACUUGUACGUGUAUAACAACUUAUAUGGAUUUUAAAUUUGGGAGUAUUAGAAUGACAGUAGCUAGCAUGUUCUCCACCGCUUCUGGAAGGCAGGCGUGGGGUCAUUCAGAUUGUGAUUGUUAGCCACCUCUGCAUUUGCAAAGGAGCACGCGUCUCCGUGCUCUAAUAAUAGAAUAGACACUCAUAUUUACAUAUUUCUUUCUCUCUUUCUUUCUUAUGUAUUAUGUAGAAUAUCGAUCAUCUGCGUUCUCCAAAACAAAUACGGAGUACUACAAAUAAAUAUAUAAAUAAAUAGUAGUGUAUGAUCGAAAAUGAUGAUAAGCAGAAGGAAGAUGAAACAGAUGGGAGCGUCUAUUCUGUGCUUCGCUCUGCUUAUGAUGCUCACUCCAACAAUUCCUCAGCCUCAAAAGUAUCAUGACUAUGCCGCAAACUCCUAUCUGGUAAGCUAUUCUCACAUCCCAUCUCUUUCUUCACAACUUCUUCAAUUCCCACUCCCUUCCAUUUAUGAUUUAUGAUGUUAAACAAUUAUGUUGUAGCCAAACUGUAUGUAAUAUUCUAGAUCCAUCAAUGAUUUAUUACUGUAUAUCUUAACAUUAUUAAAACAUACGGAGUAAAAC